Olea europaea var. sylvestris is the source of this 469-nucleotide messenger RNA. RefSeq names its product chitinase 5-like. Lineage: Eukaryota; Viridiplantae; Streptophyta; Magnoliopsida; Lamiales; Oleaceae. The coding region runs from base 10 to 390 and encodes 126 amino acids. The record is from RefSeq and is a predicted model, not a curated record. Gene Ontology annotation, biological process: chitin catabolic process; cell wall macromolecule catabolic process. The transcript has a single exon. Gene Ontology annotation, molecular function: chitinase activity.
ACAAAAUCCAUGUACCCCCGGAAAGAGUUAUUAUGGGCGCGGUCGUUACAACUAUCGUGGAAUUACAACUAUGGACCAGCAGGGAGAAACAUAACUCAUAUUAAUCUUUUAGAUUAUCCAGAACGCGAAGCCACAGAUCCGGUUGUGUCAUUUAAGACUGCUCUAUGGUUUUGGAUGGUUAAUUGUCACUAUAGUAUAAAUGCGCAUCGAGGUUUUGGAGUUACUAUUCGGGCUAUCAACCCAAGUGAAUGCGCUGGUGGUAAUCCGAGCGCGGUUAAUGCUCGAGUUGGGUUUUACGAAGAUUACUGCAACCAAUUUCAAGUUGAUCUUGGCACUUAUCUGACGUGCAAUCUAGCCUCUGAGGCCAUAUCAUCUGUUGCAAUCAAAUAAAUAUGUACAAGCAGUUUAUUUGCUUGUACUUCUUUAAAAUCGAAUAAAUGUACGAGCAGUUUAUUUGCUCGCUUUGUUU